Cydia amplana is the source of this 7192-nucleotide messenger RNA. RefSeq lists its product as uncharacterized. The transcript has 27 exons. Lineage: Eukaryota; Metazoa; Arthropoda; Insecta; Lepidoptera; Tortricidae. Bases 283 to 7161 code for a protein of 2292 amino acids. The record is from RefSeq and is a predicted model, not a curated record.
GCAAGAUGGCUGCCAAUUUAUGUGAAUGCAAGGACAAGUAGUUUAGUGAUAUUUUCAACUAGUGUGAUAAUACACUACAAAUGUGAUUUUAGCGUUAUAAAUAUAUUAUUAAUAUAGUGUUAGCGCUCAGUUAAUGUUUUUGUGCAAUUUUUUAUAAGUUAUAUUUGUUAAAUCGUGUGUGCAAUAUUGCGUUGGAUUUGUGGCAUUUAUAAUGUUCUGUGUUGAUUCGUGAUUAUUUAUGCAGUGACAGCCCUUUUGGACUGAUAUGAUGCUUAUUAUUGGAUGAUACAGGGAGUUCCACCACCGAGGAUGGAGAAGGCGAAGGCGUAUAUAAAGAGCUCGCUAAGCGCGUCGCGGCCGGCGUCUCCGCGCGAGAAGCCCGCGGCGCCCGCCGAGGACGCCCGCGUGUGCUUCGUGUGCGGCGGCGCCGGCUUUAACGACCAGUACACCGUCAGAGUGAAGCCCGAACCUCAGAGUACCGAGCCAUACUUCCCAUUCCUCGGCGCCCACGCGCCCCCGACCGGCUACCGGAGCGAGAGUACGGACGAGGAGGGCACCGUGCGCUGCUGCUGCGUCUGCUACACCUUCCUGCGCCAGCAGUGGGAGCAGUACGACCGGGAGAACAAGCCCCACAGCCAGCGCUUCUACUGGAUGAAGAGGCUCGACGGGAAACCGUUCAUCGGCGCGGACAUGUCCUUCCAGGGCGAGUACGCGGCGUCCGUGCUAGGGCUGGGCGGGGACGCAGCUCGCGAUGAACCGGCGGCGUCCCCGCGGCCCGCGUCUCGGGCGCUCUACCCUCCUGAUGCCCCCGCGCCUCCGCCCGUACCCGCGCAUCGUUCGGACAACGCGGACCCCAAGUUUAACAACAACCAACGGUUCCCCGGCAACAACGCGACGACGAACGGCACGACGGAGGAGGAAGGCGUGCUGGACCUGCGCGCGCGGGACCCGUCCGUCAUCUCCGUCGGCUCGCAGCACUCUGGCGCCUCCGAGACCGCGGGCUACCUCGACGCCGUGAGAUCAACCGUGUCCGUGUACUCGGGCAACUCCAACUCGAGCUCCGACCGCGACAUCCUCGACCUGUCGAUGCCGGACAAGAACUCCAUGACGGAGGUGUGCUACGUGUGCGGCGACGAGUACAAGCGCGGGACGCUCUGCAACCUGCACACUAAGGAGCCGAAGGACAAAAAUAACAAGCAGCCGUACUUCCCGAUCUUCGGCGAGCAGCACCCGCGGCCGCCGCGAUCUCGGCCCAAGGACGCGCUCGGCACCGUGCGCGCCUGCGCGGCCUGCCACCACCACCUGCUGCAGCAGUGGAGCGGCUACCAGAUGCGCGGCGUCGCGGCGAACGAGCGAGUGUACACGCUCCGCACGCGGCCCCCCUCCCUCCUCCCCCCCUCCCCCCUCAGCCUCGCCAGCUCGGGCGACAAGUCGCUCGCCGCCAACACGCACUCGCCGUCGCUCGAGCGCCCCGCCAGCCAGCCCGCCACCACUGCCUCCUUCGUGUGCUACGUGUGCGGAGUCUCCGCCCCCUCCUCGCAGCUCAGGCUGGUGUACUGCUGUGCGAAUCCGGAACGGGAGCCGUAUUACCCGUUCAUUACGUCGCUCAAGCCGCAUCCUGAAGCCAGCCCUAUUAGUCCACAGGGUAUGGUGCAAAUCUGCGCGUCGUGUUACAAAAGCAUACCCCACAAAUACCCCUCGUACGGCGAGCCGGAGCCGCUCGCCAACGCCAACCACGCGCACAAUAACAACAAUGCGCACGCCAACAACAUUAGGUUUAAGCCAUACGACAUGAAAUCGUCAAGCGCGACGAAGCGGCCUGCCGCGAUGCCGCCGUCACCACACAGCCAACUGGUCGCCGGCGAGAAUGGCAUGGGGCUAUAUAGAUGUUACGUGUGCUGCGGGCUGUUCCCGCAACAGUCGAUGGAGUGGCUGUCGACGACGGCGGAGUACAUGAACUCGCACGCGAUGCACUUCCCGUGCCUGGCGAGCUCGGGCGCGGGGGCGGUGGCGCGCGGCGGCCGCGUGCUGGCGUGCGCGCGCUGCGUGCGGCACCUCGCGCGCCAGUGGGAGCUCAUGGACGCCGAGCGCGUGCCGCUCGAGCACCGCAGGUACAACAUCCCGUCGCCGAUGCCGAGCAACUCGUCGUUGAACGGCGAGCGAGUCAUCCCCACCCCACCUUCUACUACCUCCGACAGAACCGUCGCUAGUAAUACGUGUACGUCGAUAUAUUGUUUUCUAUGCGGGCUGCACUCGGACUUCACGCUGGCGCGGAUACUGUACGGGCAGCCGCAAGGCAACGCACCCUACUUCCCCUGUCUCCUCACCCACCAGAGUCUACCUAAUGCAGAACAAUUGCGAGAAAACGGGUCGGCGCUAGUAUGCACAUUCUGUUAUCACUCGCUACUUAGUCAAUGGAGGAGAUACGAGGCGCUAGGCGGCGUGGGCGCGGAUCGGCGCGUGUACAACACGCACGACUACCACUGCCACCUGUGCGGCAUCAAGACGUACCGGAAACGCGUACGCGCGUUACCUAUUAAGGAAUUCCCAUUUCUAAUGCAGAGGCGGACUGAAAAUUCUUUAUUAUUAGAAAACGGCGACUAUGCCGUUGUAUGUUUAGACUGUUAUGAAAGUUUAAGAACACAAGCGCAAGACUACGAGCGGCGGGGCGUGCCUGUGGACAAGCGCGAGUACAACUGGCUCCAGCAGCCGCCGCCGCCCGAGGACAGCGCUGACGUCACCAUCGCGAGGCUGCCCUCUGGCGACCGCUCCGACAAGCUGAUGUCCCAUCAGUCGCUGGUGGUGUCUCGCGGCGCCAAGCGGAACAGCCCUAAGCAACCCGCGCCGCUGCCCGACCGGCGGCCGCCGCCCAAACCCGACAAGGAUCAAGGUGGCAGCGCGAACAAAAUAGCGAAACGUACGGAGCUAGCGCCCAACAAGGGCGGGCCGUUCGCGGCCGCGCUCCGCACGCUCGCCAAGAACGCCGGGCCCGACUCCAAGGACGGCUCGGCCGAGCGCGAGAAGGACAAGCCGCCGCCCGCGGCGCCCGCCAAGCGCGCCUCCCCCCACCACCUCCCCUCCAGCGGGUUCCAGCCCUACAGGCCUGAUGACCGGCUGGCGCACCCGGCGGCGGCGUCGUUCCCGCUGCUGGAGCCUGCGGCGUACGCGCCGUACGCGCACCCCGGCCUGUACUCCAGCGCCGCGCUUCAGUAUAGGCUAGCAGCAGAAGAGCAAAUGUACCUGGAGCGGGUGUUCCGCGGCGGCGUGGGCGUGGGCUGGCUCCCGCCGUACGCGCUGUACCCGCCCAUCGCGCCGCACCUGCCGCUCGUGCCGCCCGCGCCGCACGCCGCGCACGCCGCGCACGCGCAGCACGCGCCGCACGCGCCGCCCGCGCACCACCUGCACGACGAGCGGGAGCGGGAGCGGGACCUGCAGAUACAGCGGGAAAGGGAAAGAGAACGGGAACGAGAAAGAGAGCGCGAGCAACGCGAAAAAGAGCAAAGAGAGCGCGAGCGACAACGGGAGAAGGAAAGCCGAGCGAGAGAGGCGCUGCGGGACGAGCAGAGACUGGCCGCGUUACACCCCCAUCUACUCCCGCCGCCGGUGUACUCGCUGCCGCGCGCGCUGCUGCCGCCGCCGCUGCUCUACCGGCCGUACCGGCCCUACCCCGGGCCGUACGAGCCGCGGCCGCCCGAGCCCGAGCCUGCCCCCCCCGCCCCCCCCAAGCCCGAGGACAAAGGUAGACCGAGCCACCCCGUCGUGACGCCCCCGCCCGACCCCGCGCACAUACCCCCUGAGCCACCUCCUAAACCAACAGAACCCUUCAAAAAAGACGACAUUUUUUUAGAAAAACCCUUCCUUCCAUCGAAGCCUAUCUCUCAUUCGCCAAAAAUAUCCCCAUCAUCAAUUCCGAACCCUAGUCCGAGCGUAACCACGAACAAACAAGUGGAGCCGGGGUACCCUAGCUACGGAGGGUACCUGUAUUCCAUCCCGGGUUAUUCUGCUUUCCAACCCGUCUCCUACCAGGGUAUCAUGCCGCCAAACCAGCACGCGCCUCAAGCCCCGACCGACUUUUCCUUUCCACCAACGACUAAAGAACCUGUUGAGGAAAAGAGCGAAGCAAAACCGGAUGAACCAGCAAAAGUUGCCACUCCCAAGGAACAAGAUUUUGAAGAACAUUUCACACCUGAAAUUAUACCGGCUGCUUCCAUCUCUGAUCCCAAACCUCAAUCAGCUGAAUCUAAAAUGAGCAUUACUUCCCUAUCGCAGGGAUCUGGUGCAACGGUAACCAUUCCUUCGCACGCGAACACCAAGGAUCCAAAAAAGAAGACUCCAGAAAGAUUCAGUCUAAAAACUAGCAUACCUAUCAGUAAAAUUGACAUGAAAUGCGUUAGCAAUCCCCCAGACGCGAUAUACCAAAAUGCUAUUAGUAAAAAAAUUCAAACACCAUUCAAUCCAGCUUUUCAAAAUCCAAAAGAUAGACUUGAAAUACAGAGUAAUAUAGUAAUAAAGAAUGCACAGAACGAACCUGAGGUAAAACCAGAAGUAACAAAGCCUACCAGCAGUACACCGCACACGGCAGUCACGACUUGUAGCAAUAAUAUCAGUGCCCUGUUAAACGCGGCAGAGACAAUAAACAAAACAGAUAAUCAGUUUUGGAAACCAGAGGCGAAACCAGGCUCACCGACUGAAGGAAAAGAGCUCCCAACAUUUACACCACAAGUGCCAGUGACUGCAACAAAAACUAUCUAUAACCCAGUCACUACCGAAGCUAAUAAGCUAAAUUAUACAAAUAAACCACCUGACAUCCCGUACGGAGAGCAGAAAAACCAAAUUCUAUUUAUUCAAAACAAAAACACAUCCAAUCCCAAAAUGCUACUGACGAUCCAGCAACAAAACCCGCAGGUUUUACUACAAAGAAGUAACUUCGAGUCAAAAAACCUGCAAGCUCCUUCACGACUGUCUGGCCAAAUAAAGAAAAGUAAAGAAGAACACAUGAACGAGAACGGAACCUCGUCGAAGGUAGUGGCCCUAAAGAGGUUGCACCAAGAGAACUGCGACGAGAACGAUUUCGAGAAUUUGAUCACAGAGAACCAGAUAUAUGGAAAUAAGAUAGUCGUGAAGGAGAAGUCGGGAACACUUCAAGAACAAGACUUGAAAAAGAACAAAGACAAACAGACGCAAGAAACGAAGAAUGUUGUGUUACAGCCAAAUUUUUUAUACUUAAGUAACGUACAAUUUCCUGCCAAUUUAAUGAUGAUUAAAAAUAAUAAAAUCGGUCAAACAGCAGAUGCCAAACCAAACAAAACCACAGCCAAUGAGAAUAAAACAAAUGAUGCUAAUAAUGCCAGUACUGAAACAAAUAAUAUCAAAAGCCUGAAAACUCAAAAUGUGACAACUAGCAAAGAAAUCCAUGUACUUAAAUCAAGUAACAAUGUUUUACAAACGUUAGCAAAUAAAACGAAUAAAACAGAUAUAGUUUUUCAAACAUCCAAUCAAAAAGUUAUAAUGAAUCCGCAAAUAGUAUAUCAAGUGCCAAUGAUUGUGGACCCUGAUAACAAAAUAAACCAACCAUUCAUGAACAGGGAAUAUCCUAAAUUUGUCACACAAAAUAAGAAAGAAUUUCCUAAGCCGCUCGACACAAGCAAGUCAGAUAAGUUAUUUAUUGCAUGUCCAUACCAGAUGGAUUCUAAAUUACAACCAAAAAUAGUAAUCACAAAUAUUAGACCCAAAAUUACAAAAGUGGAAGAAGUUAGCUCUUUAGACAUGUACGAGAAGAGAAGACGCAUACGCCGACUCAAAUACCUAUCCAACCGUGAGACCAAAGAAACACCGAAGCCUGAAAUCAAAAAGAUCCCAGAGAAAGCAGACAGUCUUAGAAAUAUCAUAACUCCUGAUAAAAUGAAAGGAGAAAUUUACAAGGAAUUUGCAAAUACCAAAAUUAGGAUAGAAGAAGACAGCAGUGACAGUGACAGCGAUUACGGAGAAAACGAACUUAAAGAAUAUAAUGCCAUAAUUGAUGAGUUUAGCAAACCAAACGAAGUUGAGACUGAAAAGAUUGAAUUUUUGGCCAAUUUUCGACUGGCGACUCAAGAUGCUUUUAAAGAAAAGCAACUAGAUCGGGAAGAGCGGAGCUUGAGUAGAGACGCGGUAGCUUCAGCCUACAUCACGGCGGGCCGCCUGGACCGGCUGUGUAAAGAGGAGCCUUUGGAGCCUCCAGCACUGGAUGCGGACGUGGCAGCGCCGCCCCGGGGCCCGGAGGAACAACACCCCGCGCAGAAACAGGUGUUCCUCACGCAGCUGCAGCUGAAACAAGUGCCUCCGAAGUAUAAAGAUGGGUAUGAAAAGGCGUGGCAAGUUAUAUUGCAAGAAAGAAAACGCAGAAACGGAACAAUCCAAGAAGACACCGCAAAGAAGCCCCGCCCCCAUAACGAAAUAGACCUGGACCCGGACGGGCAGCUUCAGCUCUUAACUGAGAUCAAGAAAUGCGUCAACGAGAACAACAAUCUCAUCAAAAAGCGAUUAGACUCCUCUUGUGAUGGCGGAGAAGGCGACAUCCACGCGUUAGCAGAAAAGAACUUCUCCGAGCUAGACAGGCUUUCCAAAAUGGCCGACAGAAGCGUGAAGCUAUACAGCGGCGUGGACGCUCGAAAGCGAGACCUAAACCCUGGCUUCGACAGUGAGAACAUCCAAAAACCUAUAAAAGUUGAACAGCCGUACUUAAAUUAUCCUAAGAUUAAUAUACCUAAUAUAUCUAAGAUAAUAUCGCUGAAGAGUGUGCAAGAGUCGGCAGCUGGGACGUCGAGUCCGGCGACUUCUAUGGAUGAACCGCUGAGCUCGGCCGCGGGUGUUGGCUUGGAGAGCGAGCGGCGCGAGGCCGCCUGUCAGGCCGAGGAACCCGCUUGGCCUGGCGUUGAAACUCUCAUUAAGAAUUAUAAGGAGUUUGAAGCUGCUCGCAAGAAAGAAAUCUCAACGCUUCACCGCCGCAACACACGCCUACGGGUAGAGUGCGCGCAGACGACGCGCGCAGCGGCCGCCGAGGCCGAGCGUGCGCGCGCACUCUUAGCCGAGCGGCGGCAGUUAGCGCGCGAGGAGGCCGCCGCGCGCGCAGCGCUUACGAAGCUCGCGCAGGCUGUCGAUGCGAUUAGGAACUACUGCUGACUUUAGUCUGACAACGCUGCCAUUACCCUAC